CCGCCGCCCCGCACCAUGCUGCGGCUCUGCCUGGCGCUGGUGGCCACGGCCCAGCUCGGGCGCUCGGCUCCCGCCCCGCCGCAGCCCGCGGGCGCUCAGUGCAUCGAGCACGUCUGCUUCGGCGUGUUCUGGGGGCGCCAGCGGUUCCCCGGCGCCGGCCGGCUCUGCCAGGCCGGCGGGGGGCAGCUCAUGACGGUGCGCUCCACGGUGGCGGAGGCCGCCAUCGCCCUGCUGGUGCGGAACCGGAGCGACGCCAGCCUGUGGAUCGGGCUGCAGCUGCCCGCGGGCCAGGCGUGCUCGGACCCCGCCCGCCCGCUGCGGGGGUUCCGCUGGGUCACGGGCGACGAGCGCACGGACUACACCCGAUGGAGGCCGGGCGGCCGCGUCUGCGGGUCCCAAUGUGUCUCCGUGGCGGCCCCGGAGCUCACUUGGGAGGAGAAGCGGUGUGACUCCGAAGCAGACGGCUUCCUGUGUGAGUACAGUUACCCCGGCACGUGCCCCAAGCUCUCCCCCGGGGCAGGCGUGGCGGUGACCUACACCACCCCCUUCGGGGCGCAGGACAGUGACCUCCUGGUCCUCCCUCCCCAAACCACUGCCUCGGUCCCGGCCCUGGGCGUGGAGCUGGUGUGCCAGGAGCACAGCAGCGGGGGCAUGCGGUGGAGCUCCGCCAGCCCCGGGGCCUGGCACUGCCAGCUGGAGAAUGGCGGGUGCGAGGCUUCGUGCCAGUGGGAUGGCGGGACCCCGCGCUGCACCUGCCCCCAGGGGAAGCAGCUGGACCAGGACCAACGCAGCUGCUCUUCCCUGUGUGCCAACGCCCCCUGCGAGCACCACUGCAUCCCACUCACCGUGAACUUCACUUGCAUGUGCCACGAGGGCUAUGAGCUGGCUGAGGAUGGCAUCAGCUGCAGAGACAUCGAUGACUGUAAAACCAAACCGGACCUUUGUGACCAAGUGUGCAUCAACACCGACGGGGGCUUCCGCUGCCAGUGCCACUCGGGCUAUGAGCUGGUGGAGGGCAAAUGUGAGGACGUGAUCGAUUGCUACGAAGAGAAAUGUCACCACUGGUGUGUUGAUGUGCCCGGGGGUUACAAGUGCAGCUGCUUCAGCGGAUAUGCCCCAUCCCUCCAGGACCCCAACAAAUGUGUCCAAUUUUGCAACCAGACUGAAUGCCCAGCAGACUGUGAUCCGCAUACACAGGAUACCUGCUACUGCCCCGAUGGCUUUGUUCUGGAUCACUACAAUGGUAGUACAAAGAUGUGUGUUGAUAUUGACGAGUGUGAGCAAAGCUAUUGUGAUCAGCUGUGCACGAAUAAGCCAGGCAGCUACACGUGUCAUUGCCAGGAGGGGUACAGCCUCCACAAAGAGCACAAGUGUAUUUCUGAAGAUGAGUUUUCAGGUGAGACGGAGUCCUACCCAACAACAGCAGCCCCCACCCAUGUCCCACCGAAGUCAGACAGCCUCCACCCUGGAGUGCUGAUCGGAAUCAGCAUUGGCAUCUUGUCCACAAUUUUGGUCCUGAUGGCCAUUCUCUACCACCUGAUGAAGAAGCACUUCCCAGGUCAUGGAGCCAUGGAUUAUAAAUGUAGCAACAGGACAGAAAAGGAAGUGGUGCUGCAACAAGUCCCCCCGGGAUGCCCCUCUGCUUCCCAGAAACUGUAAAGAAUCUCAUUGGAUUGAAAGGAGAAAGAUGGAAUUGGGUGGAAUUUUUCAAAUUUCCCUGAAAAAUUUUCAAGGAAAUUUAUUAAACUAGCUGCAGAAAAAUAUGCUUUGCAGGAGAUGAGAAGACUGAAUGGCAAAGUGUAUAAUGGUGAGCUAAUCCCAUUUGUGUGUCUUCAUUUGUAGAUGCCUUUUUGAUUUUCCCCCCUUUUCCAGACUUGGCAAUCUUUACAGGGUUUCAAGAGAGAACUUUAUUUUUUGUGCAUUGAGAAAACUGCCCUUGUUUGGAACGGACUAUUGAAAUCUGACUAUAAAAGAAGAGUAUAUGCAAUGGACUAGUCAACAAUAAUAGAUUUUGAAGUGGUGUGGUGAAAGUGACUUUCAUCCAGAGACAGUGUCAUGAGUUCGUUCCCACAUCAGACUGGAGCUACUGAGCAAUUGGGGAGAGUUGGAAUGCUCCUGCGACAGACAUAGGUUUGGCUUAUUUUUUAAAAACUGCUAAUUAGUAACAAAUACCAAAGAUCUUUCCGUCAGUUCUCCUGCCUUCCAUCGUCCUGUCCUCUUUGUUAUCUGUAAGAAAUUGCAGCUCCCCACGUUUAUCUAUCUUAGAGGUUUGUACUGACACCCGUUACCACAGUAUCUGAGCACUUUUCAUGUAAAAUCAAUAGCAAAAGCAAAGCCCCUAAUGGACUUUAUGGAAUCUCUGUCCCUUCCCCCUUUCAGGGUCAGAACUCUGCUUAUUUGGUUGCUGUUUGUUUGUUUGUUACAGGUUUUUUUGUUUUGGGUACAUGGAGCUGUCAAUGGUAUGUCAUUGUUGCUAUGGUGGAAAAGCCUUCCCAUGUGAUGGUUGUGUCUUCCAGUCACAUUUUCUCUAGAGGUUUUGUUCCCCUUCUCUCACUGUCAGGUUAAAACACCAUUAACAAAACCACUUCAUAUUCUCUUAUUGAUAAGAACGUAUGAACCACCAUAUUGGGUCAGACCAAAGGUCCAUCUAGCCCAGUAUCCUGUCUACUGACAGUGGCCAAUACCAGGUGCCCCAGAGGGAAUGAACAGAGCAAGGAAUCAUCAAGUGAUCCAUCCCAUCACCCAUUCCCAGCUUCUGGCAAACGGAAGCUAGGGACACCAUCCCUGUCCAUCCUGGCUAGGGACAUCAUCCCUGUCCAUCCUCCAUGAAUUUAUCUUUUUCUUUUUUAAAAUCCUAUUAUAGUCUUGGCUUUCACAACAUCCUCUGGCAAGGAGUUCCACAAGUUGACUAUGCAUUGUGUGGAAAAAAUACUUACUUUUGUUGUUUUAAAUCUGCUGCCUAUUAACAUGAUGGCAUGAUGAUUUUUGCCCAGUGCUGCUAAACCCUCUGGCUCCUGUCCAGAUGGUUGCUAUGGGCCCAGUCCUACCCACACAGUGGUAAAACUUCCAUUCAGUGGAAGCAGGCUCAGGUCCUCUGUCUGCCAUCCAGUAUUAUAGUGGGCAAAAUCUGAAAAAAAUAUUUCCCAUUUUCCUUUUCCACAUCUUUUUAUCAAGUGUUGAGAUGAAGGGUUAGGAGGCUAUAAAAGCCUAGGGUCAGAUCAGUGUUCAGAGGAGAUGGGAAGUACAACCUUCAUGAGAUUGUGGGAGAAAAUACACCCAAAUGCUGAGGAUUCUAAGGGCCUUUUUCUGCUUCUAUUAAGCCAAUGGAAGCUUUGAGCUCUACUGGAUAGGGUCCCGUGCCUAUGAAAUAUUGAUGUGCAGCAGUGCUUAGUUUUCUAGCUGUACAUUUUACAAUUCUGGGAUAGCAAACCCAGACAUAGAGGUGACAGCUUGCAAACGAACUGAUUGAUAAGAAGCAUGCAGGCUACCAGCUGGUUGUACUUAAGAAAGUUUACUAUUAAGAGAUUGAGAAACUUGAUUUUUCUAAUCUUCCUCUUUUGGGGUGAAAAUAACUGUAGGUACAUACAAAGUGAGACUGCUGUCACAUGGUAUUGUUUUUUUUCCUGAUAUGUCAGCAUGAUCAAAGUACAUUUCAACUUUUGAAAAAAAGAGAAGAAAUGUGUUACAUGAAAUCUAGCUUUCUUACUGUAAAUGGUUCAAUCCACAGUUUUGUAAAUGCGGCACAUUUGUAAAUAGUUAUUUAUUUAUUGGAACUGUACUCUAUGCAAUGCAUAAUCACUUUGUGAUUUCACAGGCAUAUAAAUAAAGCUUGACAAACCUGGUUUAUAGAAAA
Messenger RNA from Gopherus flavomarginatus (Mexican gopher tortoise), 3853 nucleotides. It is a transcript of the gene THBD, whose product is annotated as thrombomodulin. Gene Ontology annotation, biological process: cell migration. The record is from RefSeq and is a predicted model, not a curated record. Gene Ontology annotation, cellular component: membrane; external side of plasma membrane; extracellular matrix. The transcript has a single exon. Gene Ontology annotation, molecular function: calcium ion binding; extracellular matrix binding; transmembrane signaling receptor activity. Bases 16 to 1659 code for a protein of 547 amino acids. NCBI's taxonomy places the organism in Eukaryota, Metazoa, Chordata, Testudines, Testudinidae.